Sciurus carolinensis (gray squirrel) is the source of this 8976-nucleotide messenger RNA. It is a transcript of the gene St8sia1, whose product is annotated as ST8 alpha-N-acetyl-neuraminide alpha-2,8-sialyltransferase 1. The record is from RefSeq and is a predicted model, not a curated record. Gene Ontology annotation, biological process: N-glycan processing; oligosaccharide metabolic process. Gene Ontology annotation, molecular function: alpha-N-acetylneuraminate alpha-2,8-sialyltransferase activity. NCBI's taxonomy places the organism in Eukaryota, Metazoa, Chordata, Mammalia, Rodentia, Sciuridae.
AGGAGCAUCACUUAGAAGGGGACGCCGCGAGCCAAAUGUCUGAGAGCGAGCCGCGCCUUUUCCCGGGCCCUUGCAGAGGGCGACGGUGAUGCUAUAGAACCGGUAGGAGCGACUGGCCGCCGCGCUCUCUCUGUUCUUGGAGACCCCCAGCGCCCGCCUUCUGCAGGGGAAACGACCAUGACUGUAGCUCGUGACUUGUCUGCCGGCCACAUCCCGUAGAAAGAAAUACUGGAAAAAGUUGCAUUAUCAAAAACCCUUGUGCUGACCUUUGGGGCCGUGGGGGCCGAAGCAGUGUGCGUGCCUGUGCAAGCAAGAAAGCGAAAGGUGUAUGUGCAUGGGGGGCCGGCGGUGGGGGCACCCUCCGCUGCCACUGUGCCUAACGUUAUACUGAGGCGCCGGCCCCCAUUCCCAGGACUUCGGGGCUGCAAUGAACCCCUGCGGGCAGGCCCGGCGACACACGUCCAGAGGGGCCAUGGCCAUACUGGCGUGGAAGUUCCCGCGUACCCGGCUGCCGGUGGGAGCCAGUGCCCUCUGCGUUGUGGUCCUCUGUUGGCUCUACAUCUUUCCAGUCUACCGGCUGCCCAACGAGAAGGAGAUCGUGCAGGGGGUGCUGCAACAGGGCACAGCGUGGAGGAGGAACCAGACAGCAGCCAGAGUCUUCAGGAAACAAAUGGAAGACUGCUGUGACCCCGCCCAUCUCUUUGCUAUGACUAAAAUGAAUUCCCCCAUGGGGAAGAGCAUGUGGUAUGAUGGGGAAUUUUUAUACUCAUUCACCAUUGACAACUCAACAUAUUCUCUCUUCCCCCAGGCAACCCCAUUCCAGCUGCCAUUGAAGAAAUGCGCGGUGGUGGGAAAUGGUGGGAUUCUGAAGAAGAGUGGCUGUGGCCGUCAAAUAGAUGAAGCAAAUUUUGUCAUGCGAUGCAACCUUCCUCCCUUGUCAAGUGAAUACACUAAAGAUGUUGGAUCCAAAAGUCAUUUAGUGACAGCUAAUCCCAGCAUAAUUCGGCAAAGGUUUCAGAACCUGCUAUGGUCCAGAAAGACAUUUGUGGACAACAUGAAAAUCUAUAACCACAGUUACAUCUACAUGCCUGCCUUUUUCUAUGAAGACAGGACAGAGCCAUCCCUCCGGGUUUAUUAUACACUGUCAGAAUGUUGGUGCCAAUCAACAGUGCUUUUUGCCAACCCCAACUUUCUGCGUAGCAUUGGAAAGUUCUGGAAAAGUAGGGGAAUCCAUGCCAAGCGCCUGUCCACAGGACUCUUCCUGGUGAGUGCAGCCCUGGGCCUCUGUGAAGAGGUGGCCAUCUAUGGCUUCUGGCCCUUCUCUGAUAUGCAUGAGCAGCCCAUCAGCCACCACUACUACGACAAUGUCUUGCCCUUCUCUGGCUUCCAUGCCAUGCCAGAGGAAUUUCUCCAACUCUGGUAUCUUCAUAAAAUUGGUGCACUGCGGAUGCAGCUGGGACCCAGUGAGGAGCCCUCACUCCAGCCCACUUCCUAGGGACAGUGGAAGAAGAGAGAGGACUGAGCUAGGGUCUUUUGUUAGGUUUUCUACGUGACUUCAAAGGGGAAUGAAUGGUCAAGUCAUUUCAUGGAUUUGCAUGGGCCACUUGGAAAAAAGAGGAGAAGAAUAAAAACCCAAGCAAAACUUUACUUUUAAUGACAGCCUCAAGGACAAAGAAGAAAUGAAACAUCCUGUGAAACAUUUUACAGCACAUGGUGAAUUUACAACUCAUAAAAUGCCCAUGAGGUGACGUUGGUAAAGCACAUUUAUAUGGUUCAAAUCUAGAAGAUGCAAUUCAAAAACAAGAUGAAUUCUAGUUGUUGAGGCUGCAGAAAUAAUUGAUGAAGAAUAAAGGAAAAGCCAGGGUAAAAGUGUUGCUGGCUCAUGAUAAUUUUAAAAGACUUGUCUUAUUAAGACUGGCAGUAGAACUAUAGGUUUUAAAAAUUAUUAUUUUUUUGCCCUGUUUAGGGGCAGUGGGUAGGUGAUGGGAUAGAUUUUAAAAAUACCUUACUGUGUAAUAAGGAUACAAAAAUGCUUCAGCUGAUUAUUGUGGUUUGUUGAACCAAGUCUACAAUAACUGUAGUUUUCCAUUUCUAAAAAUUUAAAUAAGAAUCGUUUCUUCCCCUUUUGUCAAGUCUACUUAAACAAUGUGAAGCAUUGUUGAGUUUAGACUGUGUUGAUUCAUAGUCUGGAUAUCAUGAGCCACUUUCCCCGCCUCAGAAUUUAGGACAUGAAUUCAAUUUUAGGUCUGCAUUACAUAAACCUGUUUGCAUUGUUAUUAUUAUUUAGUGCAGAAAGAGUAUAAAUGCAAUACUCAUUUGUAAAUGGCAUAAUUGCCUCCAUAAUUAAUGUUCAGAGAUGAAGUAAAGCACAAUGACAUAAGGUGAGCAUCUGUGGAAGAUGAACCAGAAGGCAGAUCCCUUUCCUAUCUAACAUAGUAUAUUCAUGCCAAGAUACAUCGUACGUAUGCACACAUGCAUAUAGAUAUGUACACCCUCACAUCCACUACACAGAAUUAAAGCUCAUUCUUAUGUGACUAUGAAUGCUGAACCCAUAUGACUUGGUAUGACAAAAAUCUGUAAACAAUUUGGGAGAGCCACCUGUAGAUUGUUUGGUAAGCACUACAGGCAUAGAUAAGACAUGCUAGGUUAUUGGUUGCUGCUGGUCAUGAUAUACCAGUACAAGAGGCAAUUCUUAAUCCAGAAAUGCUUAAUCCAAAAGAGCAAAAUUGUUUUCCCUUCAUUGACUCCCACCAAAAUCUCAUGAAUGGGCCCUGUGUUGAGCAGUGGUUCCACAAGCAUGAUUCAAUGCAAGUAAAGUGAUAUGAAUUAGUAGCUACUUAUUUCUGUAAUAACAGUAGGAUUACAGCAGCUUUGCAUGUGAUGACCAUAUAGCAAGAAAACCCUGCUGGUAUUAUAAGCUGGCAAGUAUGUUUUCACAAAAGGGAAAGGAAAUUUCUCACUGUCUUUGUGCUUUGGGUUUCUUAGGCUGAAGGAGACACUAUAUCUCAUUAUCCUUAUUCUUUCAGAUGUCACCAAAAUGCAGGUAAACGUACCAAAAAGUUCUACCUCAGUUUUAAUGUAGAACUUGGCAUACCAUAAUAGACUAAAACAUGUGGGCAUUUUUUAGUGAGUUGACUUACAGGACAGCAAGAUUAACAAACACCUUGGAAAAAAUUCUACAUCCUUGGAGUAGGAAAAUUGUGGUUGGAUGUUGAAAUUAUUUCAGAAAAUUAGCAUUUAAUAUGAUUGGCUUACACAGAUUAAAUUGAUACCUAGAAAGUUAAGUGUUUGAGAGUAUCAGUUCUAUGCAGAACUAAUUUACUCUUUUGAUCCUGUGUGACAGCAGAAUGUAAUGGGAAGUUACUAUGAGUGAGCUAUGCUAAAUAUUCAGAUAGGGCAAUCCUGAAUAUAUUUCCUCUUUUGAGCUAUUGUUAUUUUAAAAAUUGACUGAAAAAGAAAUACAUUUCUAACAUAUACUUCAUUAAAAAUGUAAAAGGGUCAAUGGAAAACACAUAUAAAAUUAACUAAAUGUGUCACUAGAAUUAGUGUACUAAUUGUUAAAGUGAAAUUAAUGAGUUCCUAAAGCUCAUACCUCACAGUUCUGUUGAAAAUGUCAUCUAGAAGUUUCACUUCUUGGUUACAAUUCCUGGAAUAGGUUUAUGUAGUAGAUUUAUACAAUAUUUAGUCUAUAAUAUUUUAAAAAUUUUGGUGCAUUGUAACUAUAUGUAAUAGUGAGAUUUAUUGUUACAUAUUUGUACAUGCACACAAUAUAACAUAUAUUUUAGUCUAUAAAUUUUUAAACUAUUGUAUGUGAACUUCUGAAACACAAAAGCAGACAUGGUCGGGCUGCAAUGUUUGAUUAGACCUGUACUGCUCAGCUGGGGUGAUUAUUCUUCCGUCUGGUGCCAUUGGCAUGUUUGGAGACAUUUUCAUUGUCAUGACUCAAGAACGCUACUAACAUGUAGUGGUGUAGCAACCACAGAUCCUGCUAAAUGUCCUAAAGGUGCACAGGUCAACCCCUCAGUCAUCAUUACCCAGUCUAAAGUGUCAGUAUGCCAAUGUUGAGAAACCCUAGAUUAGAGAAAAAUGAAAGUUUUGAUCUUUCCAUAUCAACCUUAAUUAAGGAUACACAUACAUGCUCAUACCAAAGUAUGACUACAGCUUCAUGAUAAUGUUUUCUUAGGUUAGAUUAUGGUUUAGCAUACUUUUUAAAAAGUGACAGUUCAUAGGUAUGCCAUACAUACACCAGUUUUUGUACUUGGUUAGACAGAUGCUUCUAAACAAGAAGCGUGUGUGAGUGUGCAUAGCAUGAGGUUACUCAUCUCUGUCCUUAUUGAAAUAUGUGUUCCUAAGUAAAGAUCUCUCUAGAAUUGUCCUAUAGAGUAUGGUGUAAUACUCUGUUACUAUUAAGAAGUUGAGUUCUGAUGUUCCAUUAUUUAAUUUGUUUGUAUGAAAUUAACACCUUCAAAAUUGGGCCUGGUACUUUACUGAAUUUGGUCAAUUAUAUUUUAUUUCUGACACUUAAGAUUUAGCUUGGAAGAUGUUUAGGUUAUUUAAAACACAUCCAGAAAGAAAGUUUCAUCACAUUCAAAUGUAUCUGCCAAGAGAAGUUAUCCCUUUCUACCAUUAGGAUUAAUUUUUUAACUUGUUUUUCAAAAAUGGGUGUUGACAAAAUUGGAUUGCUUCAUGGGGGGCAAAGGGAAGGAGGGAGAGAUGGUAAAAUGAGUAUCUUGAUGGAAUUUAAUUUUUAUUAGCCCCAAUUGAGAAUUUCAUUGAUUCUGAAGAUCAUGAAUAAGAAUUUAUUUAAUUUUAACCCAUGCCUUAGUACAAUUAGAUAGGUGAAGGAUUAAGUCAUUGCAUAAGAAAGAAAGUAAUGUUUUAUAUGAAAGAUUGUUAUUUGGAAGAGGACUUUUGGACAUUAUGCUUUAUGGAGAGCUUUUUAUCACAAGUUUAUUACAAAAUUAUGCAUCUAAACUGUGUAAUUCUCACACGAGAGGUUAGGGAAGUGCUCAUCAGAUUUGUUUCUGUAUAGUGUAGUUAUUUUAACAAAGGUAGAAAAUAAAUGAUCCAAAAUGGCAGAUGUUCGGACAAUACCUUUUGUGUGGCUUUGUGAUAUAUCUCCAUGACUCUGGGGGACUAAACAUUUGAUAGGCUAAAUAUAACUUAUACCCAAAGCAGUCUGGAGCAUAUGGCUUAAGUGGAAAAUACCUGAAGAAAUCCUGGGAUCCUCAGUGUGGCACUGAUAUUCUUAGAUUAGUCCACAUCUUUACAGGAGUGGUAUAGAUGAUCCCAAAUGGAGGACAAUAUCAAAACUUUCUUCUUUCAGGAAUUAUGGCAGUUUUAUAACUUUAUUAUAUAUAACCGCAUAUUUUUUUGUUUGAAAAGUCAUCCACCCAUAGUUUUUAAUUUCUAUGUUUGAAAUACUGACUUUCUUAAAAUUUGAACUGACAAAAUCCGUGUUAGGAGGGAAAUAGUGUCACCAAUCCUCUGAGAGCUUUUGGAAGUGCUGUGGUGUUGCACAAAUACUUUCCCAUCAGCACCAGAUAUAUCAACUCUAAACUUGUAGACUUCUGGAGAUCAAGAACUGCAGGAAUUUUUGUGUGUACUUGAGGACAAGUAUGUGGGGAAAUAAGAACUGAAGUAUACUGUGCUUUUUAUUUCCUUAUCUUCCCAAUGCAAAUGUCACCUUUCAGAUUACAUACUUUUGGGGUGCACAUAUCAGAGAUGGAAGUGAAUAAUAAUUUCAGGGCACCUGCUACCUAGAUCAAUGUUUCCAAUAAAGUCACAGUAAAAUAGACCUAUCAAGUUUGGUGACUUCAUUCCAUUGUUUAGGGAGAGGGUGAGGCAAGUGGAAAGGAGGAGGUGACCUUCCUCCAAUGCUGUCAGCAUACAGGGUGUCAAAGAGGUCUCCCCCCUUACCCUUGGCUCUCCAGCACCAUCUGUCUCUCUCCUGCCAAGGGAGCUGGCUCAACUCUAGGACUGAGCUAGUAGCAUUGUGACUAGAGAUGUUGUGUGGAAAUUUGCUGAGAAGCUUGAAAUUUUGCAUUGUCUUUAACUGUUUUGCUUUGGUUUUUGCUUCAACUUGUGUUCUCUAAAUUCGGGUACCCGUGGCAGAGUCUGGUUACCCUGACCUGCUUUUAGCCCUGCCAAUGAUUAUGAAAAAGUAGAACUUUUUUUCCUGUUUAGAUGGACUUUGAGUCUGUAAAGCUAGGGAGAUAUCAAAUAUUCCAUCUGUCCCUGUUAGCUUCUUUGGAAAUCCUAGGAACUAAUUCACUAGAAUUCUUAAACCCAGAAUAUCUGGCUAUUAACAUCCAAUAUGAAGGCCACAAUAUUAGGUUAAACACUAAAAAUCCUCAGUUUUUAAGUGGAAGGAGACUUGAACCUAUAGGAUUUUUUUUUCUUCCCAUGGUAAGAAAAUGGAUAUUCUCUGCCUUACCCUCAUCCUUGGCUUGUCUUUUGACAUUUUCAUGAAACAUUCUAGAGAUGAGACAUUGAAAUAUUGCACGAAUGGAAACCUUCAAACAGUACAACCCAGCUUGUUUGCAACAAGGAAAAUACUUGUUUCCUUCUUUUGAUUUUCCUCUUUCUGGUGCCAGCAUUGUGAUUUCUUUUAUUCUAAUGCCUAAGGAAUAAAAUAACGUGUUAUAGAUGGAUUUAUAUCUGUGAGAAUUUGAGUAAAAUACAAAACCUGUGACUAUAACUUUUUAAAGCACAAAAGAGGAAUUAUAUUUUAUGAUCACUCAUUUACCUAUCUCUGCGUCCCUACUGAUCCCUUCAUUGUGCUAAAAUUAUUACUGAUUCUGCUUUUCAGUUGAAGCUGUGGGAUCUAAUCAAUGAUGCAAAGCUGUCUAGGAGUAUUUAUAGAAUAAUAUCCAACUAUAUUGAUUCUGUCUCUUUCUUCCUGCUUCUAUGUAAUUGUACUUUUUUCAGAUAUUUGUCAUUUUAAAAUGUAUGUUUCACGCAAUACCAAUAAACAUCAAAGAGAUGUGGUUUAACCCAGGGCAAAGAAAAUCAGGAAUUAGAUAAUGUCUAUUUUUCUCUGCACAGUAAGAGAAACAAAAAAUUACGCUAAUAAAUUUUAAUGAUUUAAACCAAAAAUGAAAAACAGAAGGGGAAAAUCAUGGUUUUAGUUUGAAAGGACCUUUGGGCAGGGUCUCAGAAGGUCGCUAAACAGAGCGCAGGGAAGAGACUCUUGACCUUGCAUGCUGUUCGAAGAACAGAAUCUUUCAAAAUAUUUUACAGGAAAUAUAUUGUCAUCCAGUUGUUAGGGUAAGGACAAAAAGACACUAGAGGAAGCAGGGUAUGGGUCAGAUUGUGAGGCACUGGAGAGAGGACAGAGGAGCUGCUCCUGUCCAGCCACUGCCCAUGCUGGUGACCUUCCCCUGCCUGCCAGUGCGUGCUUUCCUUGGUGUCUGGGCUGGGUGAAGCAAGCACUCCCAUUUUCAUAGCUCUCUGUCAUCUGCACUUUGGCACCUACUACCAAAGUAAGAUUAUCAUUUAGAUCUCUUGUCAGGAUGACGCAGUGAGAGCAGAAGUAACAUUUUGAACCUGACCCUUUGGAACAUGGUCACCACGUGAUUUGCGUGGUUAGAGUUAGCUUACUCUCCUGCUCCCCACAAGUCCUUCCACGAGAGGCUCUUGUGUCAUUAUGUAAGCAGACUUAUAUGCAUUUUCCUCCUAUGUUCUAGAGUAUGAGAAAACAUACAUACACUUGUGCUUCCACAUGCAUGUGCCCACACACACGCACAUGCACCUUACAUUAAAUAUGCUAUGGAAAAGAAGACUGAUUAGAAGACUGAUUUGGGUUGGGGUGGGGAGUGGCAGAGUGUGCCUUAACCUUGGCCUGGCUCCCACUUCCUUAGUAUUUCCUUCAUAUAUGUUGUCACUUUACAAAUGUACCUUGUCUUUUUCAGAUUGUACCUUUAUCAUCAGGCAAGAACUCUUAUAAAUGUAGCAAAUUGUGACUAUUUUAUAGAAAUGCACAAUAGUAUAUAGGCCUUGGAGAAGUCUGAUAACAGUGUGUAAAUAUCCUUUGUUGAAGUCAUAGAACCUUCUAGUAGGAAGGUCCUUAGGUGAUAACUUCAGGAUUAGGGCUAUCAACUGGUGGAAUAAGAAUGUUUGUUUCUCCAGAGAAUUCCAUGGACUUCAUGGACGCAAGGGAACAAUUCGUUGCUGUCUCUCAUUUAGUCUCAAGCGUGAAUCCCUGGACUUUCUCAUUGGUUAUCACUGUAGACCUCCCCCCAUAAUACACAGGAUUCACAAUUUAGGAUGACAGAUGGCCACUAGGGUACAUCAUAGAGACAUGAGAGAAAGAGAACAGGGAACUGUAGCUCCAUUGAAAAGCCCGGUUCAUCUUUAAAAAGUCUGGCAUAUUUGUAGAACUCUAGUUACCAGGACAGCAUAGUUGGUCUAAAAAUAUCGGUGGGGGGAAGUUUCUCUUUGGUCUCCUUAAGUCAAUUAUUGCACGUGUGUGCAAACUUUCUUAAGACCAAAAUUUCGGAGAAUCAGAGGUAAUAAGAAAAUAAAAACUCAAAUAUGCAUUUUCAUAGAAUGUAGUCAUGGAUGUAAUGAAUUCUGGAAACAUUCUAGAUUAAACUAUAGAAUUGAAAUCACCUUGAAGUAUAUAUGGACAUCUUCUUCAUAGUAAAGCCAACUCCAUUGGCAGGAAGUGUGAGGAAAACCUGUGCUCUUCAUUUCUUUUUUUAAGAGUUUUCAUAUACAAUGUAGCAGGUAGAAAAAACUUUAAUUGGUACUUUUAUAGUGUGACUUGAAAAAUAGUAUCUAUCUUUGUUGGCUCUGCUGAAUUGUUUCUUUCCACAGAAACUAAAUGCAAUGUCAAAAGAGGAGGUUUGCUAUAAAAACAUCUCCUUUUCUUUGGUGCGUUCAUUGUAAUUAUGGCUGGCAGUAAGAAGGUUCAGUGAGUCUCAAUUUCUCUACCUCCUUACUUGGAGAAAAUUUGGAAAUGUACCCUGUGAA